Ailuropoda melanoleuca (giant panda) is the source of this 1190-nucleotide messenger RNA. RefSeq lists its product as uncharacterized. Bases 483 to 1190 code for a protein of 235 amino acids. NCBI's taxonomy places the organism in Eukaryota, Metazoa, Chordata, Mammalia, Carnivora, Ursidae. The record is from RefSeq and is a predicted model, not a curated record. The transcript has 7 exons.
AUUAAAACCUGACUACUCUUCCACCAUGUUGAAAUACCUGACAGAACUUGCUGUGUCCUUGGAUAAUGGCUUUUUUUUCCUUCUUCUUCUUCUUCUGAGUAGACAUCUAAUUGAGGAGAUUUCCUGUUUGGUAGGCAAGGGAAGAUGAAAACGAAAGUACCACGUUUUUGGUUCUGACCAAGACAGCUGCCGCUCUGGUCUCCCGGCCACUGUUGAGAUGAGAAGGGCGGCUUUAGCGAGAGCAACUUCUCUGCCUGUCAGAGGUGAGGGGACAUGAAAGGAGUGCUGGGACCAUCUGAGAAGUCACUCGACCCUGUGGCAUGUAUGUCUCAAGGGAGAAGCUUGAGAAGCCUCUUGAGCAGCGGCGGCUGUGACCUGGGAACAUUGGGUUGGCGGGGAGAUUAAGAAGCCGGCAUAUUUUUCUGAAAGAAGGCUUCCGUGCUAAAGAAGAUCCAAGUUUUGUUGGCGGAGCAGAAAGCCUUAUGAAGAUCUCAUGGAACAGGAGCGUUCCAGAGAACACAUUCCAGGAAAGGAGGUCUUCCAGAAUGCAUGGAGGGGCUGAAGCUGGCUGGAACCCUGAGGCCUGUUCUGCCCCCUUGGCAGCAUGUUGGCAAAUGGAACCUCUACAUGAUGGUUGUGCGACUUCCCACCCUCCAGCUGCUGUCAUAGGCUUGUCUUCACCUGGGGAUUCUGGAGACGAUGCCGAUGGCCCCCUUGGUGUACGUUUGAUGUGGCAGCGUGUGACCCUGAGGAGCCUGUGUGAGCGUACACAUGGAGAGACCUCUGAAACGUCCCAGAGCGAUGUGAGAAAGGCACUGGAUAAGCUGCCUGCAGCCGUGUCUCCUAAGGGGUCUGCCAAAAACUGUGUGGGAUUUCAGGGUCUGGUUUUCUUCGCCUUGUUCAGAGAGAAGCCGACUCUCGAGGUGAGCAGGCGGGUGCUUUGGAAGGCCACCCGGGCCUUUCUCGUGUCCCUGGGUGCUUCCAACGGGAGCAACGGCCAGCAGCCUGCGCUGAAAGCACAGGCCCCUCCAGAACUUGCUCCUUGCCUUGCGGCUUGCUUGCUUCCCCAAGGAGCCGAACAACCUUUUAGGGUACGUGACUACACCCGCCUCCCAUGCCCCCUCCCUUGGCACGAGGCUCAAGUGAACGCCAGCCUGUUCGGCAAACUCGAGAUUGCACAACGAUUUUGA